UGACUGCCUUGGCCGUGCUCUCCGCUCCGGACAUAGCGCUGUAAAAAUGCUGCUCUCUGUGCCGCCAAGGACAGGAAUCAACCCGUACAACGGCUAUACAAGCAGAAACACUAAGAAGCAGACGUAUGUGUCCCCCUCCAGCCAGCAGAUGGCCCCUCCCAGCCCCAACACCACCACUACCACCCCCACCACCACCACCAGCAACAGCAAUGGCAGCAGCAGCAGCAGCAGUGGGGGUGAGCAACUGAGCAAAACCAACCUUUACAUCCGCGGCCUCCACCCAGGAACCACAGACCAGGAUCUGGUCAAGCUCUGUCAGCCGUAUGGAAAAAUUGUGUCCACAAAGGCCAUUCUGGAUAAGACCACCAACAAAUGUAAAGGCUACGGCUUUGUUGACUUUGACAGUCCAGCCUCAGCUCAGAAAGCAGUGACAGCGCUGAAGGCAGGUGGGGUGCAAGCUCAGAUGGCCAAGCAACAGGAGCAGGACCCCACAAACCUGUACAUCUCCAACCUGCCAGUGUCAAUGGAUGAGCAGGAGCUGGAAAACAUGCUGAAGCCCUUCAGCCAAGCCAUCUCCACACGCAUCCUCCGCGAUGCUAAUGGGACCAGCCGAGGAGUGGGCUUCGCCAGGAUGGAGUCCACAGAGAAGUGUGAGGCCAUCAUUCAGCAUUUCAAUGGCAAAUACAUUAAGACACCACCCGGGGUACCAGUGCCAGCUGAACCCUUGUUGUGUAAGUUUGCUGAUGGAGGCCAGAAGAAGCGCCAGAGCCAAGGGAAAUAUCUGCAGAACGGGCGACCUUGGACAAGGGAUGGGGAGACGGGUGGAAUGACACUUACAUACGACCCCACCACAGCCUUACAGAAUGGGUUCUACUCCUCUCCGUACAGCAUUGCCCCUAAUCGGAUGAUUGCCCAGACCUCCCUUUCCCCAUACAUGCAUUCGCCGGUAUCCACCUACCAGGUUCACAACCCGUCCUGGAUGCAUCACCAGUCAUACCUCAUGCCGCCCACAGGAGCGGUCCUGACGCCAGGAAUGGACCACACUAUGUCCAUCCAGCCAACCUCUAUGAUGGGGCCCCUCACACAGCAGCUCAGCCACCUCUCUAUGGGAAGCAGUGGCACGUAUAUGCCUGCAAAUACAUCUAUGCAGGGGACCUACAUUCCCCAGUACACCCAAGUGCCUGCCACCAAUGUCUCAGUUGAGGAAAGUGCCGUCCAACAACCAGUUGCCAUAGAGACACCUACAGAACACACGACCUACUCCUACCAGCAUAACAAAUGAAGAGGUGGUAGAAAUCUUCCUCUGGAGCUGGAGUGACUCUCAUGGGGCCACGCCUGCUGGAAAGUCAGCACAGCAUUCCCGGUGACUCUGGACUUUAGGCACCAGACACUAGGGAGAAAUGUGAACUGUUACACAGAGGACAAAAGCAUAUUUUCUACUCAUACUUAACAACAAACUCUUUUACUCCACACAAGCAAGACUAGAGAAUGGUGAGCAAUGGGAAAUGGAUAAAAACAGAACAUGGAGCUUUCUAUUUUGAUAACAGUCCAGAAACUUGUCACACACAAACCCUUUUUUUUUUGCGUAUAGUUCAAAAUAUUUUAUGGUGCUAUUCUGGGGAACCAGAAUAAAACCAGCAACAGGACAUUACAACACUAUGUGUCUUUUUGGAGUCAUUUCUUUGGUUUUGACCUAUUGUAAGAUAUGCUGAUUUUUUUCUUCUUGUUUAGGACCCCCUCCCCCCCAAUACUUUCAUUCUCUGAACCUGCCUUUUUUUUGUACAUAAUUGUUCGGGAUUGUGAUUUUAGCAUCAUGUCUCAUUGUUUUAUUUGAUUAGUGCAAAUAUUUGAACAGACAAGGCUGAAACAAACAAGCAAAGAGCCGAGGCCUCCUAUUUUGGACAGUGGUGCUAACCUAAGAUUAGCUUUUCUCAACGCGGCAGCAAGUUUAUCUCGCAUGACACCUUAUUUGACGCGGUCUCACUUCUUUUUGGCACUUGAGUUUCAAUUAAUUUAACAACAAUCGAUACAACGCUUCUGACAAUCAUAGGAUUACAAUGAGUAUAAAGGGAUGACGGUCAGUCAUGGCAGAUUUCAAAGAGUACACUGUUUUCAGAGACGUUAAACGGAUUCAUCUGCGGUCCACAGAAUUUUGCGGUAUGUUCACGUGUUUUUUUAUUUUUUUUUGCGUUCAAGCUGCUCCACUUUUAUCAAAUCCAAAGUUGCAAGGCGGGGAUGACAUCUUGCACAGAGCUGCCUGUACAUAAGAGUUUUAAGUUUAUUUUGCCUUGGAUGUAGUUAGCAAUGUUUCCGUUCCUGUUUCCGUGUAAUAAAAUUGCUGUUACUUCGCUACAUUAUAUUAAAUUGUAUGUACAUAGCACUGAGUUCGUGGCUAUGUAUUUUGAAUUAACUGGGUUUUACACAAUUUGCGUUUCUGAAAGAGCUGUCCUAACAAAAAAAAAAACAAAAACACAUUUAUUUUUUGAAGCAAGUACUAAAUGUUGAUAUUAGAGGAUAAUGUUUUUAUUACAUAGACAUGAAAAAGUAACUGUUAUUUCUUCAGAAGACAAUAUUUAGGUGGAUUGAUAUGUAUGGCCAGUAUGGAGAUUCUCUAAUAUUGGCUAUUACUUUGUCUUUGCUUGUUGUACUUCUUCAUUGCUGUUUUCAUCAUGUUUUUUUUUAAGUUUUGUUUUUUUUUAUUUAAAGAGUUUUCUCAAGAUUUUUUUUAAAUUCAAUUUGAAUACUUUUGAGAUUGAUUCUAUUUUUCAAAGAGGCUUUGAUUUUAUUUUUUUGCAAUGCGUGCUCCAUAUAGCGAUACUAUAGACAGACAGGUAUGUUCAACAAUGCAUUUUCUUUGUGCAAAAAAGAAAUUUUUUUUUUGUUUUUUUUGCUUUUUUCUGUUUUUCGUACUUUUCUUGCUCUGGUUUCAAUGUUGACGGCGUCAAAAGGCUUUUCAUUGUGUUUUACAUUUCACUUCUGUCCGUGUCACCGAUGUUGGCACUUUAUGAACUUAACACCCUAUCAUGAAUGAAUUAGGUAUGCUGGGUUCAUAUGCAGUUACAGAGAUGUGCCCUGAGCGGUUGGGAACAAUGUAUGAAUUAUUUAGUCAAAACCUUAACUUACCUCAUCAUGCCGGAGAAAUGUAGUGUCAGUGUACAAGGUUAGUAAGCAAUAACUAACUGCAGUAGUUUUCAUGGCUGCUCACAGCUGGUACUGUGUCCAUAUCCUUACUCUUCCGUCCAAUGUUUGGAAAACAUGGCCAAGGUCUGACGGUCUAUGCAAUUAAUUUAUUAUCCUUAAUAAUGCAAUAACACAGAUAUCCAAGAGACGCCUCACAUUAUGGCAAUAGAUCACCUCACACAAUGACUUCACAUUCUGGGAUUUCAGUGGCUUUUAUUUUUCCAAGUCUUAAGUCUCUCCCAAUUGACACGUUCAUCUUUGGCACGCCCACUACCAGGGAAAUGGUUCCAUUGAAAGGGAUUUUGUUUUUUUCCUUUUUUUUCCUUUUUUUUUUGGAGGGUGAUUUUUAAAGGGCAAUGAAACAUGAAGUCAUAGGGCAGAAAAGGAGUGUUGCACCGGCCUCUAUAGACUGAAAAUUUCAACUAGGUUGCACUGCUGACCACAACCCAGUCAUGACGUCACUAUCUCUUUUUCCAUCGACACCUGAUAAGGAUGCAGUGACAUUGUGACUUGGUUGUGGUCAGCAGUGUAACCUAGUUAAAAAUUUCAAUCUACGGUGUCCGGGUAGUGUAGCGGUCUAUUCCGUUGCUUACCAACACGGGGAUCUCCUGUUCGAAUCCCCGUGUUAUCUCCAGCUUGGUCGGGCGUCCCUACAGACACAAUUGGCCACGUCUGCGAGUGGGAAGCUGGCUGUGGUUAUGUGUCCUGGUUGCUGCACUAGCUCCUCCUCUGGUCGGUUGGGGCAACUGUUCGGGGGGGGAUAGCAUGAUCCUCCCACAUGCCAUGUCUACCUGGCAAAAUUCCUCACCAUCAGGUGAAAAGAAGCAGCUGGCGACUCCACAUGUAUCAGAGGAGGCAUGUGGUAGCCUGCAGCCCUCCCAGAUCAGCAGAGGGGGUGGAGCAGCGACCGGGAUGGCUCAGAAGAGUGGGGUGAUUGGACGGGUACAACUGGGGAGAAAAAAAAAGGGAUUUUUCAAUCUACAAAGGCCGGUGCAAUGCUCCUUUUCUACCCUGUGCAUAUUUUGGUGUUUCACUGCUCAUUUUAGGACAACGAUGGGAAAUCUAUUUAACUCAUAAAAGAUGGCAGGUGUCCCAGAUCAAAACUGAACAGGACUUUACUCACCUGUUCCAUUCAACUGCAGUUAUUUUCACUUGUCUCACCAAAGAAGUCAUGUCAUCGGUCAUAUUCUGGGUCCGUAUUAGCAAGGGAUUUCACUUUUGUGGCCCACUGAACAGAGAAGGAUCUUUGUAAAUUUGCAUAUACAUGUGGACCUUGGAGAGUUUGUGAAAGAUUUAAUUUCCAUUCCAUACAGUUGCAAUGUUGAUGUUGAGGUCAAAUUCUUUCAUCCCCUUGUCUAGUCUUUUGUCUUUUAAUGUGCUUUCAUGUCAAGCGGUUGAAGCUGGUCGUUAGUAGUACUUUUUUUGUUUUUAGACUGUUAAAACCAUCAAUUCCAUGAAGAAAACAGGAAGGAAAACUUCACAGAAAAUGCCUUAGAUUUCAAUGAUUAGAGUAACAGGCUGCUACUCAGAACUGGUUUGUUUGUUCUCUGACUGGAACAGAGGUUUUUCUCAUCAAUUGCUAUUGAUGUGUAAUAUAUUUGUUAUACCAAAUCACUGAAUACAGAUGGACAAUGCAAAGAAAUAUUUACCGGAUUUUUCAAUGACUAUUAGUUUGUGUUCCAUUGUCAUUCCAGAUUAAUUUUUUAUCACGAGUACUGAAGGAAUCCAUCAGAUUUCCUAGAAUGGUCUUUUGAAAAAUCGAGUAUGAUGAACUACCUUGCUGCUAAUUUUGAGUUGCCAUUUUUAGAAAACAUUUAACUAAAGCCAAUUCAAUUCAUCAAAUCAUAUAUGGAGUCAGUUUGAAAACAAUUUAACAAUCUUCCUUGCAGUCUAAUCUCAUCUGGUUGUAAUAUGCAAAUAAUUUUUAAAUAAUUUGUCUGAACUAUGUGUUUGUCCUCCUGUGUGAUGAUAGCAGGUCUUUUGUCCCCUUCAGAGAAAAAAAAACUACAGCUGUUGAAAACUUAGUUUGAUUUUGAUCUUGGCCAUUUUUUAAUUAAAAGGAUUUUUUUUCCACUGUGGUUUAUUUGCUUUUGAAUUUACACAAGGGAUCAUCUGCAUGUUCAUAUUUUAUUAUCCUCUCAAGGCAUUGCUUUCAAAACCAGACACAUUUCCAGGUUCUCUUCUUAAAUUGAAAACUAAACACCCGGACUGGUGUUUUGUUUUCAUCAUGAAAUGACAACCAUCUUUACCUCAUAAGAGAACCCAUCUGAUUUAGACAUAAUGCACAAAGAAUGGUCACAAUACAUGAGAAAUUUCUAAACCGACUUUGAUCAAGAUACAAAACAAAUAGGAAAGAGGUAUAAACUGUUAUUAAAUACAAAAGAGGCUGCAUACUUAUGUACAAAGUUGAAAAUAUAAUGAAAACGCCUAAAAGUUGCUGUUUAAACCAAAAUAGCCUCUCUAAAAUAAACAAAAUAGAUUUUGCGCCUCCAUUUACAAUCUUAUAUCAAAACUUAGAAUAAGAAAGAGCUGUCAAUAUUUUUGUACCUGGCUGCCACUUGGAUGUAACUCUUGUUACCCCUGCAGCUAUGUGGCAUGGCAAUACUUUACAAUGUGUUGUUGUAUGAUCAACUCUGCCCUUUUCAUCACAAAUCAUUCUCUGUAGUGAUUCCAUAUUUGAAGCCAUUUAAAUAUCUUAAUCUAGUUAAAAUCUAGGGUGUCCGGGUGAUGUGGCAGUCUAUUCCAUUGCCUACCAACACGGGGAUCACCGGUUCAAAUCUCCGGCUUGGUCGGGCGUCCCUACAGACACAAUUGGCUGUGCCUGUGGGUGGGAAGGCGGACAUGGAUAUGUGUCCUGGUCGCUGCACUAGUGCCUCCUCUGGUCAGUCGGAGUGCCUGUUCAGCGGGGAAGGGGAACUGCGGG
Messenger RNA from Lampris incognitus (smalleye Pacific opah), 6103 nucleotides. RefSeq names its product RNA binding motif, single stranded interacting protein 2b (gene rbms2b). NCBI's taxonomy places the organism in Eukaryota, Metazoa, Chordata, Actinopteri, Lampriformes, Lampridae. Gene Ontology annotation, cellular component: cytosol. The transcript has 14 exons. The record is from RefSeq and is a predicted model, not a curated record. Bases 47 to 1282 code for a protein of 411 amino acids. Gene Ontology annotation, molecular function: mRNA binding.